AUGGUGCUGCCCACACGUAUGGCUCUGAAUGUUUCUUUUACCAAGAAACUUUCGUAUCCUCUUCUCUCUCCCUCUCUGCUUUGCUUUCCCUCCGAAAUCCGAAGGUUGAUUCCUGCAAGACUUACAUCGUUUCAAUUUCCUGCGUCCUUUUUCACCUCUCUCAAUCACUAUUCAUCAUUGUCUCUCCGCCUGGAACCUUACUACGACCAUGAAAACUUCUUCUACGGUUUCAAUCUCGAUUCUUUUUAUGCUUCUCUCAUUGAACAUUCGACCCAGAAGAGGCAUUUGGAUCAAAUCCAUGCCCAGUUGCUUGCACUGGGUUUGCACGAAAGCGGUUUUUUAGUAACCAAAUUUGUGAAUGUUGCCUCGAAUCUUGGAUAUAUUUGGUAUGCCCGUAAGGUGUUUGAUGAAUUUAUCGAACCCCAUGUGUUUCUAUGGAAUGCUAUCAUCAGGGGAUAUUCAAAGCACAAUAAGUUUGUUGAAGCUAUUGAAAUGUACUCACGAAUGCAGGUUCUGGGGAUAAGUCCGGACUCUUUUACACUUCCUCAUGUGCUCAAAGCUUGCGGUGGCUUACUGGCACUUGAAGUGGGUCGUCGGAUACAUGGUCAGAUAUUUAGAAUAGGGUUUGAAAGCGAUUCGUUUGUGCAGAAUAGCCUUGUGGCUUUGUAUUCAAAAUGUGGUCAAAUACAGCGCGCAAGAAUUGUGUUUGAUGGGUUAUGUGAUAGAACAAUUGUUUCAUGGACCUCAAUCAUUUCUGGGUAUGCCCAGAAUGGUCAACCUAUGGAAGCUUUGAGAAUUUUCAGUCAGAUGAGACGGUUGGAUGUGAAGCUAGACAGGAUUGUGCUUGUUAGUAUUCUCAAAGCAUACACCGAUGUAGAGGACUUGGAACAGGGGAAAGCCGUUCAUGGUUGUUUAAUUAAGAUGGGUCUUGAAUUUGAACCUGACUUGCUUAUUUCGCUCACAGCUAUGUAUGCAAAAAGUGGGCAAGUCAUGGUUGCUAGAACAUUUUUUGAUGAGACUAAGACAUCAAAUGUAAUAUUGUGGAAUGCCAUGAUUUCUGGUUAUGCUAAAAAUGGUUAUGCUGAAGAAGCUGUAGAAUUGUUCCGUGAGAUGAUUUCUAAGAACAUCAGAACAGACUCAGUCACUAUGAACUCUGCUAUUUUAGCUUGUGCGCAAGUGGGUUCUCUUGAAUUAGCAAGAUGGAUGGAUGAUUAUGUUAGGAUGAGUGAGUGUAGAAAUGAUACUUUUGUCAACACAGCCCUUAUUGACAUGUAUGCCAAAUGUGGAAAUGUAGAUUUUGCUCGCAAGGUUUUUGAUAGAACUCCGGAUAAAGACGUUGUUGUAUGGAGUGCAAUGAUUAUGGGCUAUGGACUGCAUGGUCGAGGACAAGAAGCUAUUGUUCUUUACCAUGAUAUGGAGCAAGCUGGAGUGACCCCAAACGAUGUCACCUUUGUUGGGCUUCUAACUGCAUGCAACCAUUCAGGUUUUGUAGAAGAGGGAUGGCGGCUUUUCCACUGCAUGAAAGAUUAUGGCAUUGAGCCACGCCACCAGCAUUAUGCAUGUGUAGUUGAUCUGCUUGGGCGUGCAGGUUUUGUGGAUAAAGCUUAUGAUUUUAUCAUGAACAUGCCUAUUCCGCCUGGCAUAAGCGUAUGGGGAGCACUACUGGGUUCAUGCAAGAUUUAUAGAAGGGUGAGUUUAGGAGAAUAUGCUGCAGAACAACUUUUCUCAUUAGACCCAUAUAACACAGGUCAUUAUGUUCAACUAUCUAAUCUCUAUGCUUCAGCCCGUAUGUGGGAUCAUGUUGAGAAGGUACGGGUUUUGAUGAAGGAAAAAGGGCUCAGUAAAGACCUGGGGUAUAGUUUGAUUGAAAUCAAUGGAAAACUUCAGGCAUUUCGUGUGGGAGAUAAGUCACAUCCAAGAUCUAAGGAAAUUUAUGAGGAGCUUGAUAAUUUGGAGAGGAGGUUGAGAGAGGCAGGAUUUGUCCCUCACACAGAAUCAGUUCUACAUGACUUGAAUUAUGAAGAGACAGAGCAGACACUUUGUAAUCAUAGUGAGAGACUUGCAAUUGCAUUUGGCCUCAUCAGUACUGCUCCUGGAACUACACUUAGGAUAACUAAGAAUCUUCGAGCAUGUGUGAACUGUCAUUCAGCAACCAAGCUUAUAUCCAAGCUUGUCAAUAGAGAGAUAGUUGUUAGAGAUUCGAAUCGUUUUCAUCAUUUCAAGAAUGGAUCUUGUUCUUGUGGAGAUUAUUGGUGAGAGUUGAGAUCAGAGAACUUCAGGAUAACAGUGAGAUUACUUCCUGGUUCAGUUGAUCUCACAAGGAAACAAGCACAUGUUCCAUCCAACUAUGCCUUGAAUCUGAGUGCAGCUCAAGAAUAAAUUUCAGCAUGAAAUAAUUUGGACCAGAUGCCUUAUCUUAGCUGAUGGAUCGGAGUUUUUCCAACCAAGAACUAUGUGGAAGGGACGAUGUACUGAACUAAAACCAAGUUGGGUUUUACCACAUGCUAUAUUGGAAGUCUCUGGGUGGAAGAGAGCAGAGAGGGUUUCCAGCUACCGUAUCUACUUAAACCUACUAAAGCUUACUUUACCGUUACCAGCCGCCUGCUAAUUGUGACUUAUGUGCCAAGCUUUAAUUUAUGAUUUAUUUUUUAUUUGCCACAAGACCAAAAUCUAGUCGUAACACAGUGAAAUAUAAAGAACCAAGACAAAUGUACCUGUAUAAAUAUCGGUGCAAUAAUUUUUAUUGCGCCUAUUUAGAUGUAUUAGCACAGUUGUAGCUCCAGCACCAAAUAAGAGAGGAUCUAACAUUUUCCUAUUUUUCAGUCAAUGGCCUCACAAUUUAGGAUUUUUUUU
Ziziphus jujuba (common jujube) is the source of this 2853-nucleotide messenger RNA. RefSeq names its product pentatricopeptide repeat-containing protein At3g12770. The record is from RefSeq and is a predicted model, not a curated record. Gene Ontology annotation, molecular function: protein binding; RNA binding; zinc ion binding. NCBI's taxonomy places the organism in Eukaryota, Viridiplantae, Streptophyta, Magnoliopsida, Rosales, Rhamnaceae. Bases 1 to 2256 code for a protein of 751 amino acids. The transcript has a single exon. Gene Ontology annotation, biological process: RNA modification.